UCUCCAUUCUAGCCUCUACGGAUACAAUUUGAAUGGCCAAAAACCUCCAAAACACCUCAAUUGGAUAAGCACACAACACAACCAUACACACAGUUGAGAAAUCCACCAUUCAAUCUUACUCCCUCCCAUUCCUCACCUAUCAAUGGCUACUCCACUCUCAAACCUCAAUGCACCCACUCAACUCUUCUCUUCAUCCCCGAAGUCAAAACCCAAAUUCAUCACCUCUGCCGCCAAAACCUCACAAAUCCCUCAAUUACCUCAAAUUAACACACGAGCUACAAGCCGAAGAGCCACACUCAGCCUAGCCACUGUCGCCGCUAUCUUCAAUCAGCUACUCCCCCUUCACGCAGAGGAGGAGAACAAUGGCUUCUGGCUCACUGGUCCAUUACCAGUCCCAACAGUCACUAACAAGAUUGCAAAUGAAGAAUCAGGAACUCGAUCAUUUCUGAAGAAAGGUAUAUACAUGGCAAAUAUUGGCGUGCGAGGGAGCAUGCUCAGGCUGAAGCAUUAUGCAUUUGAUUUGUUAGCGUUGGGGGAUUUAAUAGGGCAAGAUAACUGGAAUUAUCUAAAGAAGUAUUUAUGUCUUAAGUCUACUGUUAUGUAUUAUGAUUUCGAUAAGGUUAUCUCCGCUGCUCCUGCUGAUCAGAAGCAGCCGCUUCUUCAGUUGGCUAAUAGACUAUUCGACAAUGUAGAAAAGCUUGAGGAUGCUGUGAAGCAGAAGAGCGAUCCAUUGACGAGAUCAUGCUACCACGACACUACAGUUGUUCUGCAAGAAGUAAUGGCCAGAAUGGCCUGAUAAUUACUUGUAAUAUUAGGCAGCAUUAUAAUACCAAGAGCCAUGGAAUAUACUUCCACUUCUUAUUUUGUUUC
Asparagus officinalis (garden asparagus) is the source of this 870-nucleotide messenger RNA. RefSeq names its product photosynthetic NDH subunit of lumenal location 3, chloroplastic. The transcript is spliced from 3 exons. Bases 143 to 796 code for a protein of 217 amino acids. Gene Ontology annotation, molecular function: calcium ion binding. Lineage: Eukaryota; Viridiplantae; Streptophyta; Magnoliopsida; Asparagales; Asparagaceae. Gene Ontology annotation, cellular component: chloroplast; extrinsic component of membrane; photosystem II. The record is from RefSeq and is a predicted model, not a curated record. Gene Ontology annotation, biological process: photosynthetic electron transport chain; photosynthesis.